GGAGCACAUGAACGCCAUCUGCUUCAUGCGCAGGGUAUACGCGUUACAAAGCAAUAAUAAAAUAAAUUUAACGAAAAUGUAAAAACACGUUGAACGUUAUAUUCGCAAAAAAACGUAUAAAUGAGGAACUUCGCAUGUUGGACUGAUUCGUCGCAGUGUUGUAUAUCGAAUAUUCUGGCAGCACGACGAGUUUCCGCACGUGCCGGAACAAGUUAACCUGCAUGAGAAUAUGUUCUCGCCGAGAGAUUCGAGUAAAUCGGAGUAUAUUAGUUUGAAUAUUCACGAUAGCUCUUCGUUUGCACGGGGCACUUCGCGCAGUUUAUGGAGGCAAUGGAACCAAUUAUCCAGGUUUCAGAGAAAUAUACUAUACUUUGCAGUUAUCACAGUUAUACUUGUAAUAUUUUAUCUCUUACCUAGCGAAACCAAAGCUGGUACCUCUGACGAGGUAGACUAUAAUAAUAUAGAAGUUGUACAAGAAACUGCCAAAUACGAAAAGGCAGUCGAUGAAGUUGUUGUAGAUAAUGAUGAACAGGGUGCUGGACCUGGUGAAGUGAUUGAGGAGCCUGAGUUUCAACCAGAGAUUAAUCAAGUUGAUGAUGAUCAAAUUGGUGAACCACCACAGCCAAAGCCAAACGUUCUUAAAUUUAAUGGUCCACAAAAUAGUAGGCAACAAGCGGUUGUAGCUGCGUUUAAGCAUUCCUGGGAUGGGUAUAAGAAAUAUGCUUGGGGUCACGAUAAUGUUAAGCCGAUAUCAAGGAGGUAUCAUGAAUGGUUUGGUUUAGGUCUUACUAUAGUAGACUCGUUGGAUACUAUAUAUAUAAUGGGAUUAAAUGAUGAAUUUUCAAGGGCAAGGAAAUGGGUGGAAGAGAGUUUAGUGUUUACAUUGAAUAGGGAUGUUAAUUUAUUUGAAGUUACAAUUAGAGUAUUAGGCGGUUUAUUGGCGGCAUAUCAUCUUUCCGGUGAUAUACUCUUUUUAAAUAAAGCCAUGGAUUUAGGUGAUCGCAUGAUGCCAGCAUUUUCUACCAGGUCGGGUGUUCCAUAUUCCGAUGUGAAUCUCGGCACUAGAAGUGCGCAUAGUCCCAAAUGGGGGCCUGAUAGUAGCACGAGCGAAGUUACUUCGAUUCAAUUAGAAUUUCGCGAUCUUAGUCGUAGCACAGGACAACCUAAGUUUGAGGCUGCAGUUAGAAAAGUUUCCGAACAUGUACAUAAAUUAGAAAAAUACAAUGGCUUAGUUCCCAUCUUUAUUAACGCUAAUACUGGUCAGUUUCGAGAAUAUGCAACAAUUACGUUAGGAGCUCGCGGCGAUAGUUAUUAUGAAUACUUAUUAAAACAAUGGUUACAAACUGGAAAAACUAUAGACUAUUUACGGGACGAUUACUUGUUAGGUAUUACUGGAACACAAAAGCAUCUCGUUAAAUACACAGCGGUCAAUAAAUAUUUAUUCAUCGCUGAAUUGGUCGGCGCCAACAAAGAGAUAAGACCAAAAAUGGAUCACCUCACAUGCUAUUUAGGAGGUACUUUAGCAUUAGGUGCACAUCAUGGACUGUUGCAGACGCAUAAUACUCUUGCAGAAGAAAUAGUUAAGACUUGUUAUCAAACGUACGCAAUCCAACCAACGUUUCUCGCGCCUGAGAUUACUUAUUUUAAUAUACAAAAAGUGGAGGGUGAUAAUCAAAUGGAUAUGUACGUAAAAACGAACGAUGCUCAUAAUUUACUGAGACCCGAGUUCAUUGAAAGUCUAUUUUAUAUGUGGUACUUCACGGGAAAUAAAACUUACCAAGAUUGGGGUUGGCAGAUAUUUCAGGCUUUUGAGAAUUAUACCAAAGUCGAAAAUGGCUACACAAGUAUUGGUAAUGUCCGGAAUGUUCAACAAACUCGUCAACAAGAUAUGACGGAAAGUUUUUGGUUCGCCGAAACUUUAAAAUACUUGUACUUGUUAUUUGAUGACACUAGACAAUUGAUAGAUUUGGAUCGGUGGGUAUUCAAUUCAGAGGGUCAUCCGUUACCCAUAUACGAAUCAUAACGCGUAAAACUAUAUGAAAUCUGAAUUUUUAUCCUAAAAUCCCUUAAUUCCUAAUAUCCGUUAAAUAAUGGUUUAAAUGCCCAAUUAUUGAUCGUUUUUGUUGAAACAUCAACCAUUGUUUCUGCAAUAAAAGAUUUUUAAACUUGUCGAGCUCUCGCGACGUAAUAAACUUUCUCAAUUUGUGAAAUUCUCUUCUAAAGAGUAGUCCAUUUAUAAUACAAAACAAGAUUAUAUAUACAAAUAUAUAUAAGUAGCCACAAAUUUACUUAAAGCUUAAAUAUUAUGGCAAAAAUACAAAAGAUUACAGAUGAUUUGAAACCAUGCAGUAAAUAAUUAUUUUUAAAUCAGUUUCUUUAAAUACUUAACUUUGAAUAUACAACAGAGAUGUAUUGCAAAGCUUUUUACAGUUAUAUCAAAAGAAAUUUAAAAUAUAAGAUGUGAAAAUCUGUUUUCUCCUCAAUUCAUUAUAUCACUGAAAUGUGAUUUCAAAUAAAUUAUUAAAUAUGCAACAUUACUCGCGCCUAUAUAGCACAUGAUAAAUAUGGCAAAUCAUUGAUAGAUGCUACUAGUGUUUUAGAUUUCCAAAUUUCAAGUUUCGAAAAUAUAUAGAUUAUUGAUUUCUACCUAUUGUGUAGAUAAUAAAAUUAGACAGAACUUCUUUUAGCACAUAUUGUACUUACCCAUGUAUUCUUUUCACAAAACUUCUAACUUUAGUUGUGCACAUCAUUUUUAAUAAUACGCAAUACAUAUAAAAAAAAUUAUUAUUUAGUGCAGUCUUCACAUUAAAUUCGUAUCUUAUAUUACAAAAAUAAUCUAGUCCUCACCUAUGAAUAAAUUACAUUGUAUACUUGCAAUCUUCAAUUAUUAUAUAAAUAUUUAUAUAAUUAUAAUAAUUAUAUAAUUAUAAUUAUAUAAUAUAAAUAUAAUUAUAUUUUUACAUAUAUUUAUAUGAAUAUUUACAUAAAAUAGGAAAUAUCUGUUUGCGACUACUAUAGGCCAUUAAUACGGUGUGGCGAUGAUUAAAUCACAAUCUUGAUGGAAAUUUACAUUAUUGAAAAAUAUAGGAAGAAGAUAUUUAAAUUAUUUGUGUCCAUAUUUUUAAUGUUAUCUACAAAUAGCAACAUUAUCGAAGAAUGUUAGGAUAUAUAUAUGCUAUCAAAUAGUAGAAGCAGGUAGAAUAAAUGAAUAUGCUAUUGUUACAAUUGUAUAAAACAAAAUUCGAUUUAAUCAUCAGCUGCAUUAUAGAAAUACUACUACUUCUAGUUACUGGCGCAUUAACGAAAAAAAAAUCGUUCUCGAAUUACCCGUCGUUUGUAAUAAAUGCAUCCUUAUACCAA
Messenger RNA from Formica exsecta, 3360 nucleotides. RefSeq names its product endoplasmic reticulum mannosyl-oligosaccharide 1,2-alpha-mannosidase (gene alpha-Man-Ib). The coding region runs from base 230 to 2023 and encodes 597 amino acids. Gene Ontology annotation, molecular function: calcium ion binding; mannosyl-oligosaccharide 1,2-alpha-mannosidase activity. The record is from RefSeq and is a predicted model, not a curated record. Gene Ontology annotation, cellular component: endoplasmic reticulum; membrane. Lineage: Eukaryota; Metazoa; Arthropoda; Insecta; Hymenoptera; Formicidae. Gene Ontology annotation, biological process: N-glycan processing; carbohydrate metabolic process. The transcript has 11 exons.